Molecule: messenger RNA, 4452 nt
Organism: Microtus ochrogaster (prairie vole)
Lineage: Eukaryota; Metazoa; Chordata; Mammalia; Rodentia; Cricetidae
Gene: Cdkl1
Product: cyclin dependent kinase like 1
Biological process (GO): protein phosphorylation
Cellular component (GO): nucleus
Molecular function (GO): ATP binding; protein serine/threonine kinase activity
Source: RefSeq, a predicted model, not a curated record
UGUGUGCAGUGUAUGCUCCCAUUUGUAUGGCAUUCUGGGAAAGACAAAGCUAUCGAGAAGACAAAAUUCAAGAACAGGAAUUCGCAUUUGUGCAUGAUUUCUGGGAGGGUCCCAGGCCACCAUUAGUCCCUCCCCAGACCUCAUUAUACCGUACUCCCUUUGCCUGGCGACCGCCACGCCCUGCAUGCCCAGUCCCAGCUUCUUCCUGAGCUCAGUGUAGAUUUGCAUCGUUCCUUGGCCAGGGCUGGCCAGGGUUUCGCAGACAUUUUCUCUGCUGAAGUCCUGUCUCCAGUACACACGCACCUCGGCGCCUAGCAUAAGGGAUGAAAGGGCUGACAGAGUAUUGAGGCUGUCUGGCCGGUGGCGCGCUACCUUCUUUCAAGAAUUCUUAGAUCCAUCCGCUGCCACUGUCGCUGUGCUCUAGCAGGUUCGAUAAGGAGGUGACUGGGGAAAUCAAGGCAGGCUCUGCUCUGCACCACGCUAAGGCCCCACUGCAAGGGAGGGAAGGCCAACCUGACUCCCUCGAUCGCCUCUCUCUUUCGUUUUCUGAAGCUGCAGCACCGGGCAGGACCGACGCAGCAGGACCCCUCCAGGGGUUCCCAGGCGAGGAGGGGGACACCAAGGAGUGACCGAUAUAAGCUCCUGGACCACGGUCCCUACUCGAUGGGGCUCGAGUGCGGUCCGCCGACCACCUAUUUCGUAAACAACGUUUAAAAACUGUACCAAAGUCCAUUCUCAAGACUUACUCCUCCAAGAUGGAGAAAUAUGAAAAGAUUGGGAAGAUUGGAGAAGGCUCCUACGGGGUGGUGUUCAAGUGCAGAAACAGGGACACGGGUCAGAUCGUGGCCAUCAAGAGAUUUCUGGAAACUGAAGAUGACCCUGUCAUAAAGAAAAUCGCCCUGCGAGAAAUCCGCAUGCUCAAGCAACUCAAGCAUCCUAACCUUGUCAACCUCCUGGAGGUCUUCCGGAAGAAGCGGAGGCUUCACCUGGUGUUCGAGUAUUGCGACCACACAGUGCUUCACGAGCUGGACAGAUACCAGCGAGGGGUACCAGAGCAUCUCAUGAAGAACAUAACUUGGCAGACACUGCAGGCUGUAAAUUUCUGUCAUAAGCACAACUGCAUACACAGAGACGUGAAGCCGGAAAACAUUCUCAUCACGAAACACUCAGUCAUUAAGCUCUGUGAUUUUGGGUUUGCACGGCUUCUCACUGGACCAGGUGACUACUACACAGACUACGUGGCCACCAGGUGGUACCGCUCGCCUGAGCUGCUGGUGGGGGACACACAGUAUGGCCCCCCAGUCGAUGUCUGGGCGAUUGGCUGCGUCUUUGCUGAGCUGCUGUCCGGUGUGCCUCUGUGGCCGGGAAAAUCUGAUGUGGAUCAGCUCUACCUGAUAAGGAAAACCCUGGGGGAUCUCAUUCCCAGGCACCAGCAAGUAUUUAGCAUGAAUCAGUACUUCAGUGGGGUGAAAAUUCCAGACCCUGAAGACAUGGAAACCCUUGAAUUGAAAUUUCCAAACAUCUCCUACCCUGCCCUGAGCUUCUUAAAGGGCUGCCUCCACAUGGACCCUGCUGAGAGGCUGACAUGCGAACAGCUGUUGCAGCAUCCGUAUUUUGACAGCAUUCGAGAUGCUGGGGAUCUGACAAGGCAGGACGACAAGUCCAUGAGGAAGACCCUGAGACAGAGUCGAAAGCACCUGGCUGGGUUGCAGUACCUACCUCAGCUGACUAGCAGCAGUAUCCUCCCGGCCUUGGACAAUAAGAAGUACCACUGUAAUACCAAGAAGUUUAACUACCAUUUCCCAAAUAUUUAAGCAGCUGGCAGAGUGAAGAAGUGAUCAAUAAUUUGAAGGGGAAAAAAGUAUAUAUUUGAUUCCUGUAUUGACUACAUAUCAGGAGAAAACACAGACAGAAAGCUGGAGGCCACCUGGCAAGUUGUGAAGAGAAAUUCCAGAGCCAGACUUCCAUGCUUGGUGGGGAUGUCCAGAGAAGAAAGCAAAAGCUUGCAGUUUCACUGUGUUUGUAUAUCUAAGCAGUGGGGCUGAAAGACAGAACAGAAACUCUAUCUACUGCCCUUAAAGACAAUAUAAGUCGUAUCUACUGCCUGUAGCUGCAACAGCUUGCUUUCUGGCACAUGUGAAAAGGGGUUAUAAAAUGUCCAUAUGUAUUUCUCUAGAUCCUAGUCUAUCCUAUCUCUAAUGUUGGUUUCAAAACAUAUUUAAGUAUGAUUUUGGUCCCUGAAAUCAAAAUGUACGUGAUUCUAUUUCCUGUAUGCUCUUUCCUGAUUUUUGUGUUUUAAGACAUGUUUUAGAAUAUCUAAGUUGAUCAAAAUAUCUAAUGUCUUAAAACUUUGUAGGUUUUGUGCGUAUAUAACCAUGAGAUACUUAGACUUCUCUUACAUAUACUUUUAUCUUUAUCCUGAGAAAGAAUGCGUCCAAAAGGGAUAGAACAAGACCUACAGGCCUCACAGAAUGAGCCCAUCAGCCUGAAAAUAAUCAUCACUUUAUUCUUCAGCUCACCCUCAUUCCUGAAGACUGUUCUAUAAGCAAAACUACUAUAAUGCUCUGGAUUUAGACAAAAUUGCUUGUCAACUUUAAUUUGAAUCAGGAAACAUGUAGGUUAAUUGAAAUUCUCUCCUUGAAAUAUCUCUUAUUAUAUACAUCAUGUAUAUGUACAUGUCUGUAAACACACCUUCCUACAAUUGUACACAUAUCUAUGUGUACAUACCAUGCUAAUGAAAAAGGCACAACAAACAAGGAAGCGGUCAACAGUGAGACUUAAAUGUACCUUUGAUCUGGUUUAUUAUUCCUAACAGCAAAGCUUUUCCUCUCUGCCCCUGGACACGGGCAAUGUAAGCCCCAUAUCAGCAUCCACUAUCAUUUCCGGUUCAUGUGCUGCUAGUUCACAGUUCUCAGACACGGGCUUCGAAGCUCUACUGCAUCCCCAGAACAUCUCUUCUACGCUCUCAUGACACCACUCAGCCCCAGUCACUGAUCGCCAUGCAGUUCACUAAAUUCUGUCCUCUGUUCAGUAAUCUUGGCUACUCCCAGGCAAAUUACGGCUUCCUAAAUAUAUAUAGCUUCUCCCACAGACCUGACAGGGGCUGAAUAACAGCUCCAAUAGUAUUCAAUUCCUCUUAAUAGCCAUGACUUAAAUGACAAGGAAGGAUACCAACUUCUGUGAGUAGUUUAAAUUGCCUUUUUCCCCCGCUUAAAUCAAUAAAAAUGUAUUUGAAAAAAACAAAUGACUGUAACUGCCUAGUUUAUUCAGUAGUUUUAUAGAAAACUGCAGACUAGCAAAGUUUCUCCAGAUGGAGUCAUGACGAACUGGUGGUUGGGCCACGCAGUACUGAAACAAACCUGAGAUAAAAGGGUUUGACUGUCUUCAGUGUAAUCUGUUACAUUUAUGCUCAUGCUCAAUGGGGCGAUUUCUGCAAACCUCAUCUUCCACAUGGAAUCACCACAUACCACAUGAGCCCAUUCUACAUGUGUUCUACCUUCUCUUUGUUCCUAUUUACUGACUUGUAAAUGACAGGAAUAUAUGUCAUUCACAUUUUUCCACAAAUGAGGGUGCUUUUCUAGAAGCAUAGUUCUAAAAACAGCUAACGCUCCCCUUUCUGCCUGAAACCUGCACUGCAGGUCAUUCCCAGUCAGAUUUACAGUCAGCAACCUGAUAACCAACCAUACAUACAGAAACCUACACACGAAACAGCAUGUAACUAUGACGAUGGAAAUACAGCCAUUUCAAGUAAAACAUUAAAGACUAAUUUUAAUCCCCUUAUGACAUUCUUUAUUAGUGUUUUCUAGAUAUAAAAUUCAUUUUCAUGUCCCUUGAUUUCAAAGGAGGCAACAUUCAAAAUAUUUGAGGGAUAGCAAAAUUUAGUUUUUAAUCAACACACUAACAUUUUGUUUGAAGCAGAAGGACAGUAGGGAUUUUUUUGGUUCUUGUUUUGUUUUACCAGCAAAACUAGUUGGGAUACAGACAAGAACCUGUGUUCAGUUUUAACCAGCACUGGCCCAAGCUUAAAAGUAGGACGAAUUAACCAGCAUGUUUCAUUCUGACAAAGGGUAUUUUAAAAGUAUAUGCAAUGCAAUGCAGGAGCUUAGGAAGCAAUACAGUGUGCUAUGUCACCCCGGACAGCUGUGCACGACUGCCUCCAUCACUGCAUAUGAAACCGAGCUUUCAGUUUUUCAUAACCAGGUAUUUCCAGCAACACGCUUCAGUGCCUUUAAAGAUGUCAAGUAUUAUAAUGUAAAAAAGAAUAAUUGCAUUGUAUCUUAAAGAACUCUAUGUCAGUAUCUACAACAAGCAAUAUCUACAGUGUAUUUGUCAAUGAGGAAUACAUUAGAAUUAAAAUGUUACGUUGUAAUUUUUUUUCUGAGACAAGGUUUCUCUGUAGCUUUGGAUCUGCCAGCCUCUGCCUCCUGAGGGCUGGGAUUAGAGGCAUAUGCC